UUGUUAUAAAGGAACACACGAAAUACCUUCACACUCAAUCACCAUAUAGCAUACGUCAUACAUAAGGUAUGGUUAAGAGGAUCGCGGGCUCAACUUAUAAUAUUUCUGCGACUUGCUUUCCUGAUAGCGGUAAACAAGGGGAUAAAGAAUGUUUUCAUAUCGACUUAAAAAACGACUGUUUUGUUAUACCUUCACGUCUGCUGUCUGACCAGCCCAAUAGCUAAACACUUUACCAAUGGCAAUAAUUGAGCAGACAAAAUAUUGAUAUUUCAAGUUUCUUUACCGUAAAUGGCCAGUGAUAUUGAGGAAUUAGCUUCGACAGUGCGCGAGUAUUUUGUCAAGAACGAUGGUCGAGUAAAGCUAAACGACCUUUUCGACCACUUCCGUGAUCAGUUGGACAAAUUAAACGAGCAAGGGACUUCAAAGAAUCGAUUUACAGACAUAGUGGAUUCAUUGGCUACCUUGCAUACGCUGGAGGGUGAAAAGUACUUUGUUUUGAAGAAGAAUAAAAAUGGUCACACUCCAGUUGUAAUGCGACGAAAUGCUCGUCAGUCUUUUCAUCACAGGAGAGACAAAGGAGUUUCAUUGCCAGCAUCUAUGAGAAAUUUUAGAUUCUCCACUGCAGAGGAUUCACUUAGAAAUUAUUCUGGUGAAAAUAAAGGUCGACCUGCACGAACUAGAACAAUGGUCAGGUCUGAGGCAAAUGAUUUUUCAACUAAAAGAAAUCACAGUGAUAACCUAAAUGAUGAAAAUGUUGGUGCAACUGACAAUGGAUCGGAUUCAACAUCUGAAUCAUUUCAAGAUUCAAGGCAAAGUUCUCUUUCGAAGAUAUCUGAUUUUGAUGAAAAAAGCGAUGCUAGUGGAAACAUUGUGUUUUAUAAUAAUGAUGAAUACAAUGAACAUGAUACAUAUAGUACAUCUAAUAUGUUGACACCACGUGAAAAAACAUGGAUGAUGUCCGCAAUUAGAGGAAACAAUUCCAAGAUAAAAUGUCUACAUUUUGAAGAGCCAGAUAUAGUGAAGUUUAAAGAUUUUGUAAUGGGCUAUACUGCAUUGCAUUGGGCUGCAAAAAAUGGCAAUGAAGAUCUAGUAAGGAUUUUGGUUGACAAAGGGGCUGAUGUGAACUCUCAAUCGAAUGGUGGUUAUACUCCACUUCAUUUGGCUAAAAUGCAUCAGAAAAACAAUGUUGUCGACAUAUUGCUUAAAGAAUUCCAUGCUAAUGAACACAUUAGGGAUCAUAGUGGUAGCAAAGCAAAGGAUGUCCUUGGAAAGAAUACAUCUGAACAGAUAAAAUUGGAACUUGCAGACUCCACAGAACAAGUGCAUGAUUCAUCAUUCAGCAACAAUGGUUCUCCGAAAGAGAGGUCCAGAUCGAAAUCAAAAUCGACUUCAAUACUGUUUUCCAAGAAACCAAAGAAGACAAAAACAAAUCGUCCUCUUAUUGAACAUUGGGACAGUAGGAAAGAACAAAGACUGGAAUCAAGUGUGGAUGGGGUGGAAAAAGACUUUGAUAAAAUUGAACCACGGAAUCAUGGAAGUUUAUUCCCCAAGAACUUUUAUCCUGAAAUAAAACCAAAUGAUUAUGACAUGCUCGAGUCAGAGGAUGGCAGUCUUGUGAAUGAUGUAAAUGAGCGACAAAAAUCGUUCCCUGGCAGCUUUUACAUUGGGAACGAGAUUCUCGAAAAUGAUUUAUCUGAAAAUGAUUCUGUUAAUGAUGAGAUUGAUAUGACGUCAACGUCUCCAUCAAAUGUGGGCGCGCGUAACUUGUCUGAAGGUGAAGCGACCUUGAUGUCUCCGCACAAUGAUACUUCUUAUGAAGAAGAUGAACUUGAUGGAAGAACGAAGUUAGUGAGUACUGACAAUGAUCCUACUAGACCACCAAGGAAGAAAGAUGUCAAGAAAGUCGCUCCUCGAGAUAAAAGUGGGUUAAUCCUACCUCAGGAUGAAGGGGAAAACACUUCUGAAAUAAAUACGUAUGAAAAGGUGGAAGGGAUGGUUUCAAAUGGUAGCCAAACCUCCAGACUUUCAAUCAGCCGAGAAUCGGAGGGUUUUUCAAUACCUCGAGCUUAUAGUGAAGGCAGUAUAUUGAAGUUCAAGCGUAAAUCAGAAGGUUCUGCGUUGACUUCGCUUUCAAAUACCUAUGGUUAUAAAGAAUCAAGGUAUGAACAACCCGAACGUGUUAUAGACUCUCGUGGAACUUCUAGCAAUCAGGCAGAUCAUCUACCAAGGAGCUUUUCCGCACAUAAUCUCAAGUCUAAUGGCGAAGAGCGGAGCUUUGAUAAACAAAGCCCCACUCAUGCAAGCUAUAACAUGCAAAAAGAAUUUGUCUACGGACAAUCUUCUAAUAUUGUCAAUCAAACUCAUAAUGUUUUGUCGAAUAGCAAUGAUCACAAGACUAGUUAUGACAAAAAUAAUGAGAAACCUGUCUCUAAAGUGCACAAUGAGAAAAACAAGAGGGAACUUCCACCUUACCGUCCACCUCAAUCGUUGUCACAUCUCACUUCGCCACCACCUUACAAGCCUCAAGGUCAACGAAAGAACCCACCUCCCUACCGCGGUAAGUCUUUUGAACUGAAUGAGCUAUCCUCAACUGAAGAGGCGUCUGCAUCCAAUAACUCCAUUUCAAAUCCAAACGAUAUAAAUCCUAUUGCUCCCCCUCGAAAAAACAGGAAAUCUUUAUCAUCUGAUGGAACAUCAAUAUCUCACAUUAAAUCUCCAGUUAGUCAAACUAAUGAACUGCAUGACCCCGUUCCCCCACCUCGUAAACACAGAUCUUCCGUUGAUGGAGUCCCCUCUUCAUCAUCUCGUCAAACAAACAAAACCACUGCAUCUGUUGUACAUAUAUCCUCUCAAUAUGAUAAACCUUCGCCACUUUCCCAAUCAUUGCCUUCCUACCCUCAAAAUGGUAGCAAAACGUAUGAUUCUAUGAGCGCUAGAAAUGUCGACGAUGAUUCCCAAGUCAUUGUUGCUCGAACUUAUGAACCACCAGUAAAUUCUCGAUCGAAUUACCACUCGAAUAAAAGACCAAGUGAUUCUUAUCGAGGAGAGUAUGAUGUGGAAAAGAAGGACAGAUACUAUUCGAGAUCUAAUGCUUCAGUUUUCCCGUUUACCGAUCGUUCAAUUUCUCUUUCGCAUUCCAGAAAUCUAGGAAGAUCAGAUUCUUCGCUCUACAAUCCUGGAUAUUAUGAUUACAACACUUUCCAUCGAAAUUCAGAUUUUGCUAUCGGUUACCGUAGCCAGUCAACUGAAGAUGAGCAAGAUUAUUCUAAAUAUAGAUCAUAUGAACGUGUUAGUCAUGAACGAGGUGUUAGCUAUCCUAACUCUUUACGUUCUAAAUCAGCUGCUGAUAUACCAUCUUCUCACCCAUCACCAGAAAAUAUUUUUACAAGAAAAACUACGGUGACAGAGUCAGACCACGUGGCACGCCGCACCAAGAACGUCACUGACACAGGGAACAUACACUCUUUAAACGAUUCUCGUGGAAUAAAUGGAGGACGACUGCUUGAUAGUAGAACAAGAUCACAAGGAGAUCAAAACAACUUAUCAAGGGAGUCUGAACGUAUUUUUGAGAAACGAAGGACUUAUAAUGACCAAACUUUCCGUAGCAGCAAGGACAAUUUGGAUAAAAUACAUCCUGGCAGGAAAGUUGAUUCGACUUCAAAUUCCCCAGAAGCAUCGAACGAAAAUAGUGAUACUAAAUAUCGGUUAACGUCUGUCAUAUAGACGAGAAUGGGACGGAGGAAUCUGCAGUGUUUUUGGAAAGUGGUUUUACAUGUAAAUGAUGUGAAGCCAGUGUUGGAAGUAUAUUUGUUUUGAAAAGGGGUUUUGGUUGAACUAUUUUUCACUUGUAACAAAGUUUAAGUAGUACAAGCAAUUUUGAGUUGCUGUGUAAGAUAUAAGCCUAAGUACAUGUUAAAUGAUAUUAGUAAAGUUCUGUAGCAGUAGGGAAUUUAUGAAAAAGUCAUUUGUAAGAGUGUUUAAUGUUUUGUAAAUCGAGUCGUAACAAAAUCAAUAAUAUUUCAUCAAAAACCUUUU
Messenger RNA from Xenia sp. Carnegie-2017, 4035 nucleotides. Its product is annotated as ankyrin repeat domain-containing protein 12-like. Gene Ontology annotation, molecular function: protein binding. The coding region runs from base 289 to 3723 and encodes 1144 amino acids. The transcript has 19 exons. Lineage: Eukaryota; Metazoa; Cnidaria; Anthozoa; Malacalcyonacea; Xeniidae. The record is from RefSeq and is a predicted model, not a curated record.